AUGGCGGAGGACGAAGACGGUGUUUCAAAUAAGAAUUCGCCUGAAAAAUCGAGUAGCCCAGGAUCCUCUCAGGAAAAUGAAUCAAAUGCUGCAAAGCCAGAUUUAGGUAUCGAAGAAACAAAAUACAAUAGCAAUGAAAACGGUGAAACAUCGUCCACUGAGGCGAAAUGUUCUUCUUCCAAGUCUACAGGGGCGACGCGGAAGGAUGAGAAUCCGUUUUCGUUUAGACAUUUCUUGAAGCGGGAUCUGUCUCUGCCGGGUAACUCGACUUACGAAAACACUGGCGCUCGUCCGAAAGUGUAUGCAAACACGGUACAGCAUUCACCGACGAAGAUAGACGUGCACGCUGACGCACGGCGGGAUAAGUCUCGCUCCAGUGACUCCCAAGCCAAAGAGAAAACCAUCGAAGGCAGUAGCCAUCGUACAAGUGACAACACAUCCUCAAGUAGUUCCGUAGAAAUACCUUUUAGUGUAGUGGAUAACUCUGAAUCUAAGCAUAACUUAUACGCGGACAAUGUUGACGUGCCGUUUUAUCACAGACCAAAUUUGGCUUCGGAGCCUCUAGGGAUGCCUUCAUUACCAGAUUUUGUGCAAGACCACAUUUUGGUUGAACAGGCGUAUUUGAACUUUAAUGGGCCAAUAUCGGUGGAUUUGGAUAACUUACCGGACUUUACGUUUAAUACUAGUUUCAAUGCGGGUUCAUCCUCUUCCUUGGGUAGAAAGAAAAGGAUGCACAAUAAUUUGCAAUAUGCAAAUUAUGAUGGUAGGAGUUAUGACUAUGAAGCAUAUAUGGGUGCUGCAUCUACAUCAAAUGAAUCUGGACAAGCUGGAGGUAGUGGGAUCCCACUGGACUUGCCUGCUGGUGCCGAGGCAGCUGGACCAUUGCCGUUAGAUCUGCCCCCUCAUCUGAACCUGGACCUGACUGAAUCUGUGAAUACAGCUGACAGGAGAAAUAUAUCUCCAAGAAGUACCUUCCCAUUAGAUCUGCCUACAAAUGCUGGUGCGGAGUCGAUGUGCCUACCAGACUUCCUUCCAGUUCACCCUGGAAGAACCUCACCCGAGCCUGAGCAUCAGGAUGAACAAAUGCAACAAAUAAUGGCCGAACUGGAGCGCACCAGGUCGGAGCUGUUCGCGGAGCGGUCGCUGCGCUCGCGCGUGGAGGAGGAGCUGUCGAUGGCGCGCUCGGCGCUGAGCGCGCUGCGCGCAGAGACAUCGCGGCGGGCGCGGCGCCGGGACGAGUUCGUUGGCGCUGUCGAUGUGGCCUCCGCACGUUCUGAAGCCAACCUUGCUGAAGCGCAGACGCGAGCGACAGAGGCUGAAGCGACAAUAGCUAAAUUGAAGAUUCAAAUUAAACAAUUAAAGGAGCAGCUGAGCGCGUCGGAGGCGGCGGCGGCGGCGCUGCGCGGCGCGCAGGGCUCGGCCGCGGCCGGCCUGCGCCGCGCCACCGACGUCGCCGAGGCCUCGCUGCGAGAGCUUCUUGCGGGGUUAGAGCAACUGAAAGUGUUAAGCACAACCCUAGACCCGACAUGA
This is a messenger RNA of Arctia plantaginis, 1530 nucleotides long. The record is from the annotation of a GenBank genome assembly. NCBI's taxonomy places the organism in Eukaryota, Metazoa, Arthropoda, Insecta, Lepidoptera, Erebidae.